Limanda limanda (common dab) is the source of this 2985-nucleotide messenger RNA. RefSeq names its product CCAAT enhancer binding protein alpha (gene cebpa). Gene Ontology annotation, biological process: myeloid cell differentiation; DNA-templated transcription; regulation of transcription by RNA polymerase II. The record is from RefSeq and is a predicted model, not a curated record. Gene Ontology annotation, molecular function: DNA-binding transcription factor activity, RNA polymerase II-specific; RNA polymerase II cis-regulatory region sequence-specific DNA binding. Bases 224 to 1153 code for a protein of 309 amino acids. The transcript has a single exon. Lineage: Eukaryota; Metazoa; Chordata; Actinopteri; Pleuronectiformes; Pleuronectidae.
CGAACCCGCAGCUUCUUCUUCUUCUUCUUCGUCUCUUUGCUCCGGAGCUCAGCUCGAACCUGCCGGGGCUUCCCUCUCCUCCUCCCCGCCUCACAGCCUCCUCUCCCCGGCUUCUCUCCCCGGCUCCACCGCCUCCUCUCCCCGGAGGACCGGACCCGCACCGACCCUCCGCACCCUGGAUCCCCGGAGCUCGCCUCCAUGCCUGCCCGGGUUUAGGUUCUCCAUGGAGCUGUCCAACCUGUACGAGGCGGCCCCCCCCCGGCCCCAGAUGAGCAGCCUGCCCCCCCACGGCCCGCAGCCCCCCCACGGGUACCGGGACCCUGCGGAUCUCGGAGGGGACAUCGGGGACCAUGAGACCUCCAUCGACCUGUCGGCCUACAUCGACCCGGCGGCCUUCAACGACGACUUCCUGGCCGACCUGUUCCAGCACGGCUCCCGGCAGGAGAAGCUGAAGCUGCUGAGUGGGGGGGAGUACGAGUCGGGACCCUGUGGCCCCCCGGGUGGUGCGGGGGGUCCCUGUGGCCCCCCGGGGGGUGGGGGGGCCCAGCAGCAGCUCUACAUGUCCUCCUACCUGCACGAGUCCAACCCGCCGCGGCUCCGGCCCGUGGCCAUCAAGCAGGAGCCCCGGGAGGACCAGGACCUGACCCCGGGCCUGACCCCGGGCCUGACCCCGGGCCUGGCCCCCCCCACCUACCACCACCCGCACCCCCACUCCGGGCAGUACCCCCAGCAGCAGCCUCCGCACCUGCAGUACCAGAUCGCUCACUGCGCGCAGACCACCAUGCACCUGCAGCCGGGCCACCCCACCCCCCCACCCACCCCGGUGCCCAGCCCGCACCACCACCCGCACCAGCACCACCCGCACCACCACCCGCAGGCCGGCCACAAGCACCUGGACCGGAAGUCCAAGAAGAACGUGGACAAGAGCAGCCCGGAGUACCGGAUGCGGCGCGAGCGCAACAACGUGGCGGUGCGCAAGUCGCGCGACAAGGCGAAGAUCCGGAACCAGGAGACUCAACAUAAGGUUCUGGAGCUGAGCGGGGACAACGAGCGGCUGCGGAGGAGGGUCGAGCACCUGACCCGGGAGCUGGACACGCUGCGAGGCAUCUUCAGACAGCUGCCGGACGGGUCCUUCAAGCCCCUGGGCAGCUGAGGGACCGCUGGACUAGACCCGGACCGGACCCGGACCGGACCCGGACUGGACCAGACCCGGGCUGUGCUGGACCCGGGCUGGAUGGACUGGUUUCCUGCUGGAUUUACUCCCAGAGGGUCCUGCGGGUCUCGGGCAGGACGGACCGACCGGACGAGGCAGCUGAGUGACCACUGAGCAAACUUCUGUCCUGAACAAGCAUUUGGUUUUUUUACUGAUUUAUGAACAAAACAUUUUCAGAUCUUUAUUCGCAAAAACAAUCACAAAAAACAGAUUCAAACUCUUUCUUAAACCUGAAUCUAAAGUGAUUAUUUUAAUUGGCUGCGGGUGAAGCGAUCUGAUUGGCUGAAUCUGUCCCACCUGUUCUCUCAGUAAAAGACUCAACGACUUGUGCGGACUGAAUCUCUGACCUCAGUGGUCACGUGCCUUUUUUUAAAAACUUUUGUGCAAAAGCCAAUAAGCUUGUUUCCUGCAGACCCACACAACAGAGGACUGGGUGAUUUUGUGCCUUGUUUCCUACACACUGUGUGACACCACAAACACACAACCCACAUAUCAGAGCAGCUAAGGUAGGGCAUCAGCCUGUUGUGCACGGUUUCUCUAAUUAUUUUUGUUUUAUACAAGUUACCAUCUCCAUAUCUUCUCCUGAUAAACUAGGAUUUGUCUUUUAUAGAGUUAUAAAAUGCAAAGUGCACAUGCUUUUAUAUCCCAGGCUGAAGUGUAUGUUUGUGUGUUGAUGUUCCUCUCUGGUACGAGACCUGUGUGGAGCUGAUAUGGACGAUAUCAUAUAUGAGACAAAGUUUUACUCGUGUUCCAAAAGUUAUUCCUGUAAAUCUUCACAGCUGAGUGUUGUAGCUGCAGUUUGUAUUUGUCGAGACUGUGAAGCACGAUCCUGUCUCCACACCCGACCUGUCACAACCUUGUGUGUCCACGUCAGGCGGCUGGUUGUUAUCUCAAACCAGUCGGAGUAGAAGCAUUUUGGACCUUUGACCUUUUGCACUAUGACACAAAGAAAUGCUCCAUGUUCCCCCUCGAAAACAAGGCAGGUCUCCUCUGUUAGUUCCCUGAGCGCUGCGGAGCGUGGAGACACAAGGUUUUCAUCUGUAUGAACUGAGUGUGGUGCGUUAACGCCAAAGUGUAAAAUACACACACACACACACACACACACACACACACACACACACACACAUACACACACACAUUAAACAAAGACUGGAAUUGAACCUGUGGUACCUGCUUCCUCCUCGUCUCCGUCCGAUGGAAACAACGUGUCCCCGAACACGUCUGGACCAUAUCUGAGGAGACAAGUGGUUUCCAGAGGACGGACACGGGGACAGCAGCUCUGUCUUCUGCACUAUUUGUCACGUGAAGCACAGUGUUGUCUCGCACACGUGUGCAUGGGUACUGAUCUGAAGAGAAGAACACGCCUCGCUCUACAUACGUGUAUUUAUGUGUCAACCAUUUUGAGAAAAAAACAAACAAAAGACAAAAAUGUGAAAAGGGUUCCUAUGCAACGCGUCUCUUCCUCUUUUCCACUGUUGUGUCAUUACACACACACACACACAGACACACACAGACACACACACACACACACACAGAGUGCCUUCUGAUCCUCUGAGAUGACCUUUGACCUCUUGCUGAUGUGCUCGUUUGUUGAAAGAUUUUUGAAAUCGAUUUGUCGGCGAGGAAAAAGGAAGAACUUUUGUUUGUUUUUUUUACAAAGUGAUGUUUGUCAAAGUCUCAAUUGUAAAAUAAGCCUCUACAUAUAUAAAUAUAUAUAAAUAUAUUAAAAAAAUCUGAAUUAUUAUAAAAAUAAAGAAGUUUGUUUUAUCUCA